AUGAGUUUACCAACAGAUUUUGGCCCCGAUUCUGGCGGAAGAGUAAAGGGAUUGGUUAUAGUAAAAGCAAUAGUUUACGGCAAUGUAGCUCGCUAUUUCGGUAAAAAACGCGAAGAAGACGGGCAUACACACCAAUGGACAGUUUAUGUUAAGCCCUAUAAAAACGAAGACAUGUCAACCUAUAUAAAAAAGGUUCAUUUUAAGUUGCAUGAAAGUUACGCGAAUCCAAACAGAAUAGUCACAAAACCGCCUUAUGAGCUAACAGAAACUGGUUGGGGAGAAUUCGAGAUUGUUAUAAAGAUCUAUUUUCAUGAUCCUAAUGAAAGACCGGUAACUCUAUACCAUAUCCUGAAACUAUUUCAAUCUCCUGUGACCGAAGGCACACCUCAAGUAGGAAGAGUUCUUGUCAGUGAGUCCUAUGAGGAGAUUGUCUUUCAGGAACCAACGCAGUUAAUGCAACAUCUUCUGAAUAAUGUUAAACCAAUUACAAACGGACCCUGGACGCAUGAUACAGACUUUGAAGAUAAAAAGGAGAAAACAUUAGAGAAGAUCGUAUCAGCUCAAGGGAAAGUGAGAAACGAAAUUUCGGAGUUGAAAGACAAAUUGCACCUUGCGAAGGAAACAAUAGCAAAGUUCAAAGAUGAAAUUGCCAAAUUACAGAACAAUCCUGCAUCAAAUCUGCUGUCGGUUAUGUGA
Molecule: messenger RNA, 696 nt
Organism: Leptosia nina
Lineage: Eukaryota; Metazoa; Arthropoda; Insecta; Lepidoptera; Pieridae
Source: the annotation of a GenBank genome assembly